This is a messenger RNA of Saccharomycopsis crataegensis, 1854 nucleotides long. Its product is annotated as serine/threonine-protein phosphatase. The record is from RefSeq and is a predicted model, not a curated record. Gene Ontology annotation, cellular component: cytoplasm; nucleus. The transcript has a single exon. Gene Ontology annotation, molecular function: protein serine/threonine phosphatase activity. Lineage: Eukaryota; Fungi; Ascomycota; Saccharomycetes; Ascoideales; Saccharomycopsidaceae. Bases 1 to 1854 code for a protein of 617 amino acids.
AUGGGUAAUUCUAGUUCCAAGCAAAAAGGAGACUUGCCAAAAUUUACACGAACCGACACCUCGACGUCCCAAAGAUCAGGGAGAUCUAGAAGGUCUUUCAAAUCAUCCAAGGAUGAUGAUGAUGCUGCGUCGUUUAAGACCGCCACAAGCGAGCUUUCCCGAAAAUUCCCCGGCACUCCUUUACUCUCUAGAAGAAACUCUGCCCAAACCGUGCCCAUCAACAAUACCGGACUCAACUCAGACAACUCCGAUGACCAAAACAAGCAAUUAGAAGAUCAAAUGAAUAAUUUGACUUUAAGUGUCAACAACGUGGCCUCCAGCGAUAAUAAUGAUGUGUUAACUCCAUCAUCGGUGACUUUGCCCCCAUCAAUGGUGCAAAUGGAACCAAAGACCCCAAUUUUGAUAAGAAGAGACAGUACAAAUAACUCAUCUGUUGCAUUGGUUGCCGAUGGCUCAACCACCACCACCACCACUACCACAACAACACCAAUUCUUGAAGGAGGCUCCAGUGGAAGAACUUAUAGCAGAAGUUCCAGCCGGCAUAAUAGUUUUAAUAACGGGUAUGGCCUUUCACCAAACGACGCCAACAAUAACAAUUUGACGGUUCCAAGAACGCCGAGUAAUAAUAAUUUAUCAUUGAGUGAUAGCAGCCAUAGUAGGAGAAAUAGCGACGCUGUGAGUAUAGGAUCAGACCUAACCUCGAUUCCAAUAAAAAAUGGCCACAAUGGAUUGAGUGGCGAUGAGCAGAUAUCAAUGAGAUCGGGUUCGAUUCCCGGAACUCCUGGAGGUACUACAAUAUCGCCAUCAUUCUCUAACAUUAAUACCAAAAUCACUUCUAAUUCAAAUAAUGGAGUGGUGAUUGAUGUCGAAGAUUUAAUCCAAAGAUUAUUAGAUGCAGGGUACUCAGGUAAGCGUACCAAAAAUGUUUGUUUGAAAAACUCAGAAAUCCAAGUGAUCUGCUCUACCGCCAGAGAAAUCUUCUUAUCUCAACCAACAUUACUUGAAUUAUCUCCUCCAGUGAAAAUUGUUGGUGAUGUCCAUGGGCAAUAUAGUGAUUUGAUUAGAAUGUUCACAAAGUGUGGGUUCCCCCCAGCCGCAAACUACCUAUUUUUAGGAGAUUACGUUGAUCGUGGGAAACAAUCACUUGAAACGAUUUUGCUAUUGUUAUGCUACAAAAUCAAAUAUCCAGAAAACUUUUUCUUGUUACGAGGCAAUCAUGAGUGUGCCAAUGUCACCAGAGUAUACGGGUUUUACGAUGAGUGUAAACGAAGAUGCAAUAUAAAGACUUGGAAAGUGUUCAUUGACACAUUCAACACGUUGCCAAUUGCGGCAAUUGUCGCCAAUAAGAUUUUCUGUGUCCACGGAGGGUUGUCCCCAACCUUACACUCAAUGGACGAGAUCCGAACCAUUAAAAGACCAACCGACGUUCCUGAUUUUGGACUACUUAAUGAUUUACUUUGGUCUGACCCUGCAGAUACCCCGAAUGAGUGGGAAGAUAACGAACGAGGGGUGUCGUAUUGUUUUUCGAAGGUGGCAAUUAACAAGUUCCUAACAAAAUUCAAUUUUGAUUUAGUUUGUCGAGCUCAUAUGGUGGUUGAAGAUGGGUACGAAUUCUUCAAUGACCAUAGUCUUGUAACGGUAUUCAGUGCGCCGAACUAUUGUGGGGAGUUUGAUAAUUGGGGGGCGGUGAUGAGUGUUAGUGAGGAAUUGCUUUGCAGUUUUGAAUUAUUAGACCCAUUGGACCCGCUUGCUUUGAAACAGUUUAUGAAAAAGGGAAAGCAUGAGAGAAGAAAUGCCAACAGUUUACAGAAUAAUAAUAGUGGUGUUGGCACCCCGAACCAAAUAACCUUAUAA